GGGAAAGUUCAACUCGGGGCUGUCAUGGGAAUUGUGCCGACGUCACAUCUUGACAAGGUCUAUCUAUAUUCCACAGUAUAUUUGCCAAACUAUUCCAUGCACUAGUCUGAAAACAAUUCCAACUCUACUCCUGGUUUCUGGAGCAAAAGUGGAGAACUACCUAUUUUGGACUACAGCAGAACUCUGAAACUUAUUCAUAUAGGCUGAUUCUGGCAGAAGGAUUUACACAAAUAAGUGUUCUUCAGGAAAGAGGGAAAACCAUUUUUUUGAUUCUUGGUCCUCUCUUUGUGAAAAGGGUAUUGGAAAAAAAAUGUGCUCUGAAUUGGGCAAAGAAUGUAUUCCAGUUGAAGAAGAUGAAAAUUCAGUAUGGGCGGAGUCAAUUCCCCAACAUGUAAUGGAGAGCAUACUUGCUCGGCUUCCUGUAGAGUGUGUGCUGCGUUUUCCGAUAGUAUGUAGGGAUUGGAAUAUUUUCUUUUCCUCCCAAAACUUCUUGACCCUCUGGUCUCAAACGCCAAAGAGGGAUCAAUGGCUAGUUCUGUGUGGAAACAGUUAUUGUCUGGCUUACAGCUUCUCCACUAGCAAAUGGUUGACUACAUCGCUUUCUGCAUUUCCUGUGUGUGGUUAUAAGGGAUCAGAGCUAGGUCUAUUCUUACUGCAAAAAUUUACUCCCUUGGGAUGGAGAUUCUUUGUUUUCAAUCCAGUCACACAAACAAGUUUUCAGCUUCCUCCAGUAUCGCCCAUCUUGCUCAAGACUUUUGCUUCAUACAUUAGGAAAGGAGGUCAGGGAGAUGACUACAAAGUGGUAGUGGUGGGCUCCAAUUGGGGGGGUGCAAACAUUGUGCAAAUCUAUGAUUCUUGUGAUAAGUCAUGGGAAAUUGCAGGGCAGAUAAAUCUUUUGAAGGUCCCCACUGAGAUAGCUUUUUGCAAUAGUUGGUUUUUCUUUACCUCGUUAGAGCCCAUUGUGGGUGUUGGCAUUAGGGUUUGCAGAUAUGAUUGUACUGUCAGCACUUUUAUACCAAUGCCUGCAAGUUAUGACUUGUCUGUGCCUAAGCUUCUUGUUUGUGGGAAGCUAUUCCUAAUAGUUGUACCCAUAUUAAAGAUAACUGAUAUAAUGGAUAUUAUUGUUUGGCAGUUGGAAUCUCAAGAAAAUUUCAAAGAUCCUUUUUGGAAAGAGAUUACAAGGAUGCCUCAAUUGAUACUUGAGAAAUUUGACAGUAAAUCGAAAUGGGAUCUAUCUGAUUGCAUUGGAUUCGAGGAUUACUUGUGCUUCAGAAUCUGGGGGGGCAUUGAUGUGGUUGAAUAUAAUUUAAUUGAAGGGUCUUGGAAACAUCUGUCAAAAUGCCCAACUACAGACAGGGAUGAGAUCAUGUGUAGCUUUUCCUUUCAGCCCAAUCCUCUUAUCAAAUUGUGAUAUUAACAAUGCGUUUGUUUUGGCAAUUGAUUCCGCAAAUGAUUAGA
Messenger RNA from Cryptomeria japonica (Japanese cedar), 1458 nucleotides. Its product is annotated as F-box/kelch-repeat protein At5g15710-like. Bases 311 to 1411 code for a protein of 366 amino acids. Gene Ontology annotation, molecular function: protein binding. The record is from RefSeq and is a predicted model, not a curated record. The transcript has 2 exons. Lineage: Eukaryota; Viridiplantae; Streptophyta; Pinopsida; Cupressales; Cupressaceae.